This is a messenger RNA of Sitophilus oryzae (rice weevil), 1973 nucleotides long. RefSeq names its product L-lactate dehydrogenase. The coding region runs from base 257 to 1252 and encodes 331 amino acids. Gene Ontology annotation, biological process: carboxylic acid metabolic process. NCBI's taxonomy places the organism in Eukaryota, Metazoa, Arthropoda, Insecta, Coleoptera, Curculionidae. Gene Ontology annotation, molecular function: L-lactate dehydrogenase (NAD+) activity. The record is from RefSeq and is a predicted model, not a curated record. The transcript is spliced from 6 exons. Gene Ontology annotation, cellular component: cytoplasm.
CGGCCGCGUCAUGCGCGUGGAAGUUACUCGAUUUCCCAUGGAUUUUAUAAACCGGUAAGGUCACCUUGAAAAGACAGUCAUCCUACUGAAUAAAGCCGCAACGGGUCCUAAGUUUCAGUCGGUUGUUGCCGGUGCAACUUGUUAAUAGCGGGCAAUUUUCAAAUUUCAAAAAUAGUACAAGCACUACUUGUGUUCAGUGAAGCUCAGUUGGUUUUAAUUCGUUAAUCUAAACGAAAGAGCAGCUUCACAUUAUCAAAUGGAUACCAAAGAGGCCCUUUUGUCCCAGAUAUCCGAACCGGCCCAUGGUUCUAGCAACAAAGUCACUGUCGUUGGUGUAGGCCAGGUGGGCAUGGCCGCUGCAUUCAGUAUUUUAUCUCAGGGAGUUUCAAGUGAUGUAGUACUAGUUGACGUGGUGGCAGACAAAUUGAAAGGCGAAAUGAUGGAUUUACAACAUGGCGCCCUAUUUUUGAAAAACGCUAGGAUCACCGCUGACACAGACUAUGCAGUUACUGCUGGCUCCAAACUGUGUGUCAUAACAGCAGGUGUCAGACAAAAAGAAGGUGAAUCUCGUUUGGACCUAGUUCAACGCAACACCGAUGUUCUCAAACACAUUGUCCCCAAGCUAGUCCAGUAUUCUCCAGACACCAUCCUGUUAGUAGUCAGCAACCCUGUCGAUAUUUUAACCUACGUGGCCUGGAAACUUAGCGGCCUUCCUAAAAAUAGGGUUAUCGGUUCUGGAACGAACUUGGAUACGUCCAGAUUCAGGUUCUUGAUCUCACAGAAGCUCGGUGUAGCUCCCAGCAGUGUUCACGGAUGGAUUAUUGGUGAACAUGGCGAUUCCAGUGUCGCCAUUUGGUCAGGAGUCAACGUUGCCGGUGUUCGACUGAGGGAAUUGAACCCUGCCGUUGGAACGGAAAACGAUCCCGAAAAUUGGAAAGACAUCCACAAACAAGUGGUCAACUCCGCAUACGACGUCAUCAAGCUAAAAGGUUACACUUCCUGGGCCAUCGGCCUUAGUGUAGCUUCGUUGGCGUCCAGCAUUUUGAGAAAUUCGAAUAACGUUCAUGCCGUUUCUACAUACGUGAAGGGCCUACACGGACUCGAACACGACGUUUUCCUCUCUGUUCCCGCCGUUUUAGGAGCUGGGGGAAUCAGUCAUGCAGUAUCCCAACCACUCAGCGACGACGAAAGAGAGAAUCUCCACAAGGCAGCAACACUGAUGGCUGAGGUCCAGAAAGGACUGAAGUUCUAAACAAUGCUUGUUUGGCCGGAUCUCCAACACUUUUGUCGAAUUAGGCUGUUUUAUAGGAACGAGACAUUUUUGUUUAUUAGUUGUUAUUUUUGAUGCAAGAUGUCUCUCAAGUUCUAUUCACGUAAAACCUAAACAACCAACAAGGAAUAUUCAUACAUAUCAACGCAAAAAAUGGAUGGGGAAUAUUUAAGUUAAUAUAUGUUUUUAUAUGCUUUCUUAAUAUUGUAUUGUUUUCCUCUAUUAUAAUUUUAUAGUAUUGAUUUUAAGUAUUAUGCCAGAUUGUAUUUAUAUAAGCAAUAUUUUAUUAUUUAUAAUUUUUAGUUGCUAAGUAUUAAGUAAAAUAAUUUACUAGAAUUCCUGUCUGGUGAGCACAAUUAACUGGUCUUAUGCUUAAAUUGUGACAAUUUUGUGUGAUAGGUGUUCGAUAUUUUUUUAAUAAUUCAGUAUUAUAUCUUUAUUUAAAUGCAUUUUUUAAAUAUGUUGCAUUUCUUUAAUUUAGUGUUUUUGGAAUUUAAAAUAGCAAUUGUCAUUGUUUUGCUGUGAGAUUAUUAUAUAUAUUUUUUUUAUUUAUUACAUAUUAGUUUACUUAUAACAUAUUUUUGAAGCGUUUUUUUAUUUUAUAUCUAUGUAUUAUUUGAGAAAUAUAUACAUUAAAUCUAUUUUUCUCUCAAAGAUGCUAUUGUACUAAGCUCGAAUAUUUUAAUAAAGAUUUUUAACUGUG